CAUGAGCACAAAUCUCCGCUGCAGCAUGAUGGCUUGAGCUGAAAGCAGCCCUUCGCGAAGACAGCAUGUGUUCGGCGCUGGCUAUCGCAUUCAAUGUGCGCCGGGCCACUCGGCGAGUGACGCCGGCGUGCCCACGAACAUGUUGUCACCACCGCUGCUGCUUAUUAGGCAUUUCCUCAUCUUCUUCCACGCCCUCCAUCUGAUUGAGUCUUUCUUUCCCUUCCUCGGCCGCUGCCACACUCUCACAUAUAUCCGCCCACCAUGACAACACCUCGUGUGUUCAUCAUAAGACAUGGCGAAACCGAAUGGUCUUUGAACGGACGACACACCGGCACAACAGACAUUCCACUCACAGCCAACGGCGAACGACGAAUUCGGGCCACAGGUAAAGCCUUGGUCGGCGACGAUCGCUUAAUCGUACCCAAAAACCUCGCUCACAUCUACGUCUCGCCUCGAAAACGUGCGCAACGAACUCUUGAGCUUCUCGGCUUGGGUUGCAAAGAUCCCAUGCCAUGGCAAGAACACGGCGAAAAAGCUGAAACAGCACAUGCCACGAACGCGAAAGUCCAAGUCACGGAAUCGAUUCGCGAAUGGGAGUAUGGUGAGUAUGAAGGUAUCACAUCGGCAGAAAUUCGCCAAGUUCGUAAGAAAGCUGGACUCGAUGAGCACUGGGAUAUUUGGAGAGAUGGAUGUCCUGGCGGAGAAUCUCCUCGACAGAUUACUGAGAGGUUAGAUGUUUUGAUUCAAGAGAUUCGGGAGAGGUUUCAUAAACAUGCGAUUGGCAAGCCUAAGGGUUCUGUGAAGGAGCCUUUUGAUGUGUUGCUGGUUGCGCAUGGGCAUAUUUUGAGGGCGUUUGCUGGGAGGUGGGUGGGUAAGAAUAUUGCGGAUAAUCCGAGUUUGAUUCUGGAGGCGGGUGGUGUGGGGACGUUGAGUUAUGAGCAUCAUAGUUUAGAGGAGCCGGCGAUUUUACUUGGGGGUGCUUUUAUGAGUGAUAUCGUCGAGAGUGCUGAGCAGCCUGGGGAAGGGAAGAAGUAA
This is a messenger RNA of Pseudocercospora fijiensis CIRAD86, 1035 nucleotides long. RefSeq lists its product as uncharacterized. The transcript has a single exon. The record is from RefSeq and is a predicted model, not a curated record. Gene Ontology annotation, molecular function: sedoheptulose-bisphosphatase activity. Gene Ontology annotation, biological process: ribose phosphate biosynthetic process. Lineage: Eukaryota; Fungi; Ascomycota; Dothideomycetes; Mycosphaerellales; Mycosphaerellaceae. Bases 262 to 1035 code for a protein of 257 amino acids.